GUGUGUGUUCUGUUUUUCCCAGGUAUGGCUGGACUGAUUGGCUGCCACCGCUUGAGAGACACCUGACCAGCGUUUAUCUCUACGAGUUCUCUCUGUCUCACACACACAUUUAACGGGAUACAGCAGAUACUUGGACGCUUUGUGCUUGGAUUUACUCCCCCAUCUGUGACGGACUUGUUGGCUACACUUGCCCACAACUUUAUCAGGUUCCACUAAACGUGAACCUCGAGAAGUGCACACAGGAACUGUCAGAGGAUUGGCAGUAGCUCGGCCAAACACCCAGUUGGUUGUGUGUGAGGUGUGGUAGGAGGUGGCUUAGGCCCUAAGUCUUGUGUGAAGUGGAGUGAGGCAGCUGCUACUGGCUGCCCACCCCAACCCCAUCCACAACUCUGGCAGGAGGAGAGCAACAGAUUGAUCGGAGGAUGGAGCGUGAGAGCAAUCAGCUUGAGGCUGGGCCCAUCCUUUGUCGCAUGGGCUGUGGCUUUUUCGGCUCCCCAAACACAGACGGGCUCUGCUCUAAGUGUUACAAGGACGCCCUUAAAAAGAAACAACAACCGCCUUCCACAGUCACCUCGCCCACUGCCUCCGUAGCCCCCACUUCAGCCUCUCCGGCAACCCCCACAUCUACCCUCCAUCAGGCUGCAACCGUCGCUACGACCACCGGCCAGCCUACCGUGCCCACACUCACACAGCCUAGUGUUGCAAAACUCAAGUACUCAAAUGUACAAAGGUGGCAGGUGUCCCAGGAUCUUCAGAAAAGCGAGAAACCUCAGAGGAUGGGGGAGCAUCUGCUGCUGACAGUCUGGACGCAGACUUUGAUGCUGGGAGUCCAGAUAAGGAUGGAGCUAAGAAGAAGAAGAACAAGUGCCAGAUGUGUAAGAAGAAGGUUGGUCUCACAGGCUUCACAUGUAGGUGCGAUGGUCUCUUCUGCUCGGUGCAUCGCUACAGCAACGAACACCGCUGUACAUUUGAUUAUCGCGAACACGGAGCGGAGGAGAUCAGGCGGAACAACCCGGUUAUCAAGGGCGAAAAAAUCCAAAAGAUAUGAAGACACCAUUACAAGGCCAACAGUUGAGCCCCACCUCACCCCAGCUUGGGUCACGAACCACGAAGGAAGACGGGACAGAGAAAACGGUCUAGAUGAUGUGGAUGAUAAACUGUAUUUCAUGGUGACGUCAAGAUUCGACGAGUUUUGAUUUUUUCCUUGUUCUUCUAUGAAUAUAUUUGGAAAUAGGCAUAUCUGUAUACUGGGGUUACUGUACUGUUUUGACAGAAAAUUUGUCUGCAGUGAUCAUGCUGGAAUUUUGAGUUGUGUUGGUUGGCUCUGCUGUGUUGUGUAUUUGUGUCUGCGUGGGGGGCUAUAGAAGCUGUUGUUGCCGGAGGUCCCGCCACUUGUGUCUAGCAUUACCUCAUCAUGUCACCGCCGUCAUUAAUUCACGUCAUCAAUUUCACGUAAAUCACUCAUGCAUCACUUACAGCCCAUACAUCAAUCAUCUCCAUCCCUCAUGUAAUAUCAUCUCAUCACAUGUCGUCUAGUAUGUAGGGAAAACUUACCUGACGGAUGCCUUGGCACAAGGUCUUGUUGGGCAAAACUCAAACUGCGUCCUUGAAGAAAAAAAAGAAAUGUGGCGUUUCUUGAAGGGCAGAUCCACUCCAUGAUGUGUACUUGUUCUAGUUAACUGAAGGAAAGAUGGAAAAAAAAAAACAUUUAACCUGUGCAACAAAUUUGACGCCCACUUCUGACCCUCACGGCCACUUGCUGCGCAUAUCUUUGAACUGGACAUCGCCCUCCUGGGUCAACAGAUGGCCUUAAUUCUCCCAACCACACCAUCUCUUCACCCACUUCCUGAGCAAGCAAUAGGAACAAAAGCAUGCUCGGGCAGGUAACAAGUUUGUGUGAACUUGGCGCAGCCUCCACUAAGUCUGUUGGCCCGGUCAAAGUGAUGCCUUAAUGUAAGCGACAUGUGAGCCAAGGAUUCAAUAAUCCCAUGUUAUUAUGCACUUGGAUUUAACAUAUAGAUGGGCUUUCAUGCCUUUUGUACCAAGCGUAUUAAAUUAAUAAUUACUGCAACAUUUGUAGUGGCUAUGAGAAAUGGAUAAAAAAAAUGAGGUAGCCUUGUUUGUAUGUGUGUGUAUGAAUGAUAACUUACCUCUAGGGCAAUUGUGUUAGCAUGUGUGCUAUUAUCAUAACUUCAAAUGUAAAAAAACUGCUCACUUACCACUUGGGAUUCUUAUGGGGAAAAUGCCUCUUGUAGGAACUUGUCCUUACAUCAGUGUCUUUAUAUUGAUUGAGCUGUGGGGGUUUUCUUGGUUUACAAUCCUCAUUAUAAGCUCUGUGCAUCCAUUAUCUUACACUUGAUAUGCACCUUAAACUGAUGGAGUGAAAUAAUUUGAUUUUUGUAAGAAGCGUUUCUCUUGUUUGUGUUUUUAUUGCCGUAGUUGGUGCUUAUACAGAGUAGAAGACGUAUUGAAGAUCACAGUUUUUAAUGAAAAUAAAGGUAACUGGCAAGCUCCUUACAAAUGUUGUUGUGAUGCCCUAUGAAAGCCACGCCAUGUUUGCUCCUUCCAUUUUAGUGUUUAGUUUUAUGCCAGUCCAAUGGCAUCUUGUUUGUGAGGAGUUUGUUUCUUUGCUUUAUAACUAUUCCCUCUUGAUUACCAUUAUUAUCAAUAGUCAUUGUUACUAUAUACGAUUUGUAGUCAAAUAUGUCCUGGUGUGCUCAAAUAAAUGGGUACAGCUAACUAAA
Messenger RNA from Homarus americanus (American lobster), 2744 nucleotides. RefSeq names its product zinc finger A20 and AN1 domain-containing stress-associated protein 6-like (gene drn). The transcript has 7 exons. Gene Ontology annotation, molecular function: DNA binding; zinc ion binding. NCBI's taxonomy places the organism in Eukaryota, Metazoa, Arthropoda, Malacostraca, Decapoda, Nephropidae. The coding region runs from base 423 to 1196 and encodes 257 amino acids. The record is from RefSeq and is a predicted model, not a curated record.